AGGGUUUGAUCUCAUUGGCCCGACGAGGGAGCAGGCGCGGCGGAAGGUUCCAGCACCCACUCCUGCACACACACGGUCCGUGCCGCGCACCAUGGCAGACACCAGGCUUUACGAGGUGUUGGGCGUCUCCAGAAACGCUUCAGACUCAGAAAUACGCAAAAAUUACCGCAGGCUUGCCAAAGAAUAUCAUCCAGACAAGAACCCAGCAGCAGGAGACAAAUUCAAGGAAAUCUCCUUUGCCCAUGAGGUUUUGACUGACCCACAGAAGCGUGAAAUUUAUGACCGUUAUGGCCUCAAAGGUUUGCAGGAAGGAGAUACUGGCCCAGGAGCUGACGACAUCUUCAGCCACUUCUUUGGUGGUGGAGGGCCUUUUGGGGGCCUGUUUGGAGGCUUUGGAGGUGGAGGCUUGCGUCAUGGGCCAAGAAGGGGACCAAAGAAAGGAGAGAAUACAGUGCACAGGCUGAAAGUAUCUUUAGAAGAUUUGUACAAUGGCAAAGUGUCAAAAUUGCAGCUCUCCAAAAAUACAAUCUGCACUGCUUGUGGAGGUGAGGGUGGGCCACCAGGGGCACUUCAUCCUUGCCAGACCUGCAACGGCCGAGGCAUCAAGGUCACAAUAACUCAGCUAGGUCCUGGCAUGGUGCAGCAGAUGCAGAGUCGGUGUCCAGCUUGUGACGGUGAAGGUGAGGUUAUAAACGAACGUGACCGUUGCCAGGCAUGUCUUGGCAGGAAAGUGGUACAACAGACAAAGCUGUUGGAAGUGCAGGUGGAUAAGGGGAUGAGGGAUGAGCAGCGCAUCACCUUCCAUGGGGAGGGAGACCAGAUGCCUGGGGUGGAACCAGGUGAUGUCAUUAUUGUACUCCAGGAGAAACCACAUGACGUAUUUCAACGAAGUGGAACUGACCUCAUGAUGAAGAAGACUGUCACAUUAACCGAGGCACUGUGUGGAUUCACUACUGUUGUGGACCAUCUAGACGGCAGAAAAAUAGUAGUCAACCAUCCACCUGGCUCAGUAUUAGUUCCAGGAUGUGUACGUGGCAUUGUUGGCGAGGGCAUGCCAAUUUACAAGAAUCCAUUUGAGAAAGGAGAUCUCUAUAUUCGCAUAGAAGUAGAUUUCCCUGAAAACUACUUUGCCCCUGAAGGAAAGUUGAAAGAACUGGAAGCUCUCUUGGGGGGACGUCCACCUGCAGAAGAAAUCCCAGCUGAUGCUGAGGAAGUGAAUAUGUCAGAAUAUGAUGGUAAUGGAGGGCCAGGCAGUCAUCGGGGACAGUGCUACGAUGAAGAUGAUGAUCACCCACACAUGGGAGGCCAGCAUGUACAGUGUGCACACCAGUAGUGGGGAAGUUUUUUUUUUUUUUUUUUUUUUUUUUUUUUUUUUUUUUUUUUUUUUUUUUUUUUUUUGCCAGGAGAUAUGUCAUGGUUUUGGUUGUAGUAUUGGGGCUCAGUGGUAGUUGUGCAUCCUUGUGUAGCAGUCCAUAUACAUUAUACACAUGAUAAUCAGUGCAUUCAGAUUCUUGAAGGAAUUCAUUUGUGUAUACGUCUGCAAUGCCAUUUACAGUUUAUGUUGUGUGCUGGAAAACCAGUUCAUGUUAAUUUAUUUGUGAUGUGUGAAGAUCUCUUAAUGGAGAUGUGAACUGUUCUUACUAUUUUAUGUACAGAUUGCUUUACAAAAGUUAUUGCAAAAUUCUCUAUCUAUAUUGAAAAGAGAUAAGAGUAGUGAGUAUAUAUAGUACCUCAGGAUUCAACUUCAAGAAGAGCUGAAGUAUAAUGAUCCUUGCCAUGAAUGGAUAUUGUAAUUUUUGGUGGGGGUUCUGUGCUGAAAUAUGUACACAUCUGCCGCUGAUAUGCAAGAAACUCCAGCCUGGCAAAAUCAGCAUAUUCUGUGAUACAGCAUAGUGGCACACUGCAACCAAAAGGCUAACAAUCUUUCAGUGUGGCUAUUCCUUAGUUUUGACUUAAAAGUACCAAAGUUCAGACCCUGGAUGAGGCAGAGUUGGCAGUUCCCGUGGUCUUGUGCAAGACACCACACACUCUUGUAUAGAUAUAACAUUGUGAAAAGUGCUUCUUAUAAUUUUCUUCAGAAAAGUGCUGAAAUUUUCUGUGAAAAGAUAUCUUCGGUACUUGUAUAGUGGUGAGACUAGUAUUGCUUGUCUUUUGUUGCUAGUUGAAGUUUCACCAAUACAGCAAGACUGGAGGGACUCUACUUUUCUGUUUGGAAUUAUUUCAAAUAUUUACACUCGGAGGAACAGGUGGUAUCUUAAGAAACAAGAAAAGCAAAAGCUUCAGUUUUGUGCUUUUAAAAUACUUCUCUUACAUGAUGCUGUUGAUUUCAUUGAAGAAAUGAGGAUUUCUAGGAUCGUAGCAAUUGCUGUCUUGCUUAGUCAGGUGCUCAUAGCUGUUUCAUUAUAUUAUUCUCAAACAAAGCAAAUCAUUGUAAUAGAUAAUUCCUUUAUCUGAAUUGUAUUAGAAAUAGUAAAUAACAGUGGGUUCAAGCAUCCUCACAAACCUGAAUUCAAACAUGGGACUUGGAUGUUUGUUGGUACAAGAUUACUGUGCUGUCUCUUAAGAAUGUUAAGGCAUGAGGUGCAUUUAGAGACAAGAGUUACUGCACAUCUUUAUGUUAUUGCAUGUGGUGGCACCAUUAGAUUUUAAUCUCAAAAUAGCAGAGAAGUUAUCCACACUUAAUGAACAACACAGGCUGCCCUCACACUGCUCUCUGAGUGGCAUACAUUGAUAUGAAUUCUUGAAGGAAAAAAAUAUGGACCUUUGUGUUAAGUACUAAUCAAGGCUUAUGCUAUACUACCACAGGAUAUAACAGUGUGUUAUGAUGCUCAUGUCUGCACCUGUAAGAAACAUUCUCAUAAAUUGGACCUUGGAUGCAUGCCAUAUUGGUACAAACUUAUUCAAUAUAUUCAUGUUAUUCAAUUUACAUGGCAAACAUUCCUAACAUAGUUUGUAUUUCAUGUUAGUUAAGCUACUUGUGUUGAUUGUGUUUGAUAUUAUUACUAUGUUCCACCCUCAACCAGUCUGUCAUGUGUCAUGGAAGAUUGACUGUAAGGAUGUUUGUGAUGAAGCUGCUUCACUUAAUUUUACCCCAGUACUCAUGGGGUACAAGUAGCUAUUGAGGCUAUGUGGCAUUAACUUUUUUUUUUUUUUUCUCUCUCUCUCUCUCUCUCUCUCUCUCUCUCUCUCUCUCUCUCUCUCUCUCUCUCUCUCUCUCUCUCUCUCUCUCUCUCUCUCUCUCUCUCUCUCUCUCUCUCUCUCUCUCUCUCUCUCAUAGGAAGUAAUUCUGCAACAGAAAACAUAUCUUUGUGAAGUUUGAAUAUUUAAGUAAAGGAAAACAUUUAUAUAUACUUUAUAUAUACCAAUCUAUUUUCCUCAUUCUUUUGAGCAGGUACUAUUGCACUUUAUAUUAUAGACAUGUUGAAAUAAAUUAUGUUAAGUGAA
Messenger RNA from Scylla paramamosain (green mud crab), 3444 nucleotides. RefSeq names its product dnaJ homolog subfamily A member 2-like. The record is from RefSeq and is a predicted model, not a curated record. Gene Ontology annotation, molecular function: ATP binding; Hsp70 protein binding. The transcript has 9 exons. Bases 92 to 1333 code for a protein of 413 amino acids. Gene Ontology annotation, biological process: protein refolding; response to heat. Lineage: Eukaryota; Metazoa; Arthropoda; Malacostraca; Decapoda; Portunidae. Gene Ontology annotation, cellular component: cytoplasm; cytosol.